Messenger RNA from Rhineura floridana, 4591 nucleotides. RefSeq names its product ATPase phospholipid transporting 8A1 (gene ATP8A1). The record is from RefSeq and is a predicted model, not a curated record. The transcript has 37 exons. The coding region runs from base 277 to 3771 and encodes 1164 amino acids. Gene Ontology annotation, biological process: phospholipid translocation. Gene Ontology annotation, cellular component: plasma membrane. Lineage: Eukaryota; Metazoa; Chordata; Lepidosauria; Squamata; Rhineuridae. Gene Ontology annotation, molecular function: ATP hydrolysis activity; ATPase-coupled intramembrane lipid carrier activity; ATP binding.
CGGCAGCGAAAGGGGCGAGUGGGCGGCUGUGCGCCUGGCUCGCGACCGGAUGUUCCCGGAGGUCUUGAGACUGCAACAGUGUCGCUCUGGUGUGACAGAGGCCCCUGCCCUCUCCCCAUUUCCCCCUCUGUGUUUUAUUAUUAUUAUUUCUGGCUUGCGCAAGGCGAGGGAAGGAAACGCCAGGCAGAGCCAGUUCAGGUUUGAGGAGCAACGACUAGCCCAGGCGGCAGCGGAGAAGACAAGUGGCAGGUUGAGUCACCCGAGGGCUGAGGCGAUAUGCCCGCGGUGCAGAAAACCGUGUCUGACCUGCGGUUCAGAGCGGAGGGCUAUGAGAAGACAGAUGAUGUUUCAGAGAAGACCUCACUAGCUGAUCAGGAGGAAGUGAGAACUAUAUUUAUCAAUCAACCACAAUUCUCUAAAUUUUGUAACAAUCACGUCAGCACUGCAAAAUACAACUUAAUCACAUUCCUGCCGAGAUUCCUCUAUUCCCAAUUCAGAAGAGCUGCUAAUGCCUUUUUUCUUUUCAUUGCAUUGCUUCAGCAAAUUCCAGAUGUUUCUCCAACAGGACGUUAUACAACAUUGGUUCCUCUCUUAUUUAUUUUAAUUGUAGCAGCAGUUAAAGAAAUAAUAGAAGACAUUAAAAGGCAUAAAGCUGAUAAUGCUGUGAACAAGAAGAAAAUACAAGUACUGAGAAACGGAGCUUGGGAAAUUGUUCACUGGGAAAAGGUUGCAGUAGGGGAAAUAGUGAAAGUGACCAAUGGGGAACAUCUCCCUGCUGAUCUCAUCAGUCUGUCUUCAAGUGAACCACAAGCUAUGUGUUACAUUGAAACAUCAAAUUUAGAUGGUGAAACUAAUCUAAAAAUCCGACAGGGUUUGCCAUUGACAUCAGAUAUAAAGGACAUUGACAGCUUGAUGGGACUUUCAGGCAGAAUUGAAUGUGAAAGUCCAAACAGGCACCUUUAUGACUUUGUUGGCAAUAUCAGACUAAAUGAACAUGGCACUGUACCACUAGGACCUGAUCAAAUUCUUCUCCGUGGAGCUCAGCUAAGAAAUACACAAUGGGUUCAUGGAAUAGUUGUCUAUACAGGGCAUGAUACAAAACUCAUGCAGAACUCAACAAGCCCACCUCUUAAACUAUCCAACGUGGAAAGAAUUACAAAUAUACAAAUUCUGUUUUUGUUCUGCAUUCUUAUUGUGAUGUCCUUAAUUUGUUCCAUUGGUUCAGCUAUAUGGAAUAAAAAACAUGAGGAGAGGGACUGGUAUGUCAAUUUAAACUAUGGUGGAGCUAAUAAUUUUGGACUGAAUUUCCUGACCUUUAUAAUUCUCUUCAAUAAUCUCAUUCCAAUCAGCUUGUUAGUUACACUAGAAGUGGUUAAAUUUAUCCAAGCAUAUUUCAUAAACUGGGAUAUUGACAUGCAUUAUGAACCUACAGACACUUCUGCUAUGGCUCGUACCUCCAAUCUUAAUGAAGAACUUGGCCAGGUCAAGUACAUAUUUUCUGAUAAAACUGGCACCCUGACAUGCAACGUAAUGCAAUUUAAGAAGUGCACUAUUGCAGGAAUAGCUUAUGGCCAUUCUCCUGAAUCAGAGGAUUAUGCCUAUUCUACAGAUGAUUGGCAAAGUUUGCAAUCCAGAGAUGAAAAAAUAUUUACCGAUUCAUCAUUACUGGAAAACCUCCAAAAUAAACAUCCAACCGCUCCUAUAAUUUGUGAAUUUCUAACAAUGAUGGCAGUGUGCCAUACAGCAGUUCCAGAAAGAGAGGAUGAUAAGAUUAUUUAUCAAGCAGCAUCUCCAGAUGAAGGAGCGUUGGUUAGAGCAGCCAAACAACUCCAUUUUGUUUUUACUGGAAGAACACCAGACUCUGUUAUUAUUGAAUCUCUUGGACAGGAAGAAAGAUAUGAAAUGCUAAAUGUGCUAGAAUUUACAAGUUCUAGGAAAAGAAUGUCUGUGAUUGUCCGCACACCUUCAGGAAAAUUAAGACUAUACUGCAAAGGGGCUGACACGGUAAUUUAUGAUCGCCUGGCUGAAAAUUCAAGAUACAAGGAAAUUACUCUGAAACAUUUAGAGCUGUUCGCUACAGAAGGCUUGAGAACACUUUGUUUUGCUGUUGCGGAGAUUUCAGAAAAUGACUACCAAGAGUGGCUAAAUGUCUAUCAAAGAGCUGCAACAUCUGUACAAAACAGAGCACUAAAACUUGAAGAGAGUUAUGAACUAAUUGAAAAAAAUCUUCAGUUACUUGGAGCUACAGCCAUAGAAGAUAAGUUACAAGACCAAGUGCCUGAAACAAUAGAAACGCUAAUGAAAGCAGAUAUUAAAAUUUGGAUCCUUACUGGAGAUAAGCAAGAGACUGCUAUUAACAUUGGACACUCCUGUAAACUCUUGAGAAAGAACAUGGGAUUAAUUGUCAUAAAUGAAGGCUCUCUUGAUGCAACAAGAGACACCUUAAGCCAUCAUUGCAGCACUCUUGGUGAUGCUUUGAGGAAGGAAAAUGAUUUUGCUCUUAUUAUUGAUGGUAAAACAUUGAAGUACGCCUUGACAUUUGGUGUAAGACAAUAUUUCCUGGAUUUGGCUCUGUCAUGUAAAGCUGUUAUUUGUUGCAGGGUUUCACCUCUUCAGAAAUCUGAAGUUGUAGAAAUGGUUAAAAAACAGGUAAAAGUAGUAACGCUGGCAAUUGGUGAUGGAGCAAAUGAUGUUAGCAUGAUACAAACAGCACAUGUUGGUGUUGGUAUUAGUGGCAAUGAAGGGCUUCAAGCAGCUAAUUCUUCAGAUUAUUCAAUAGCUCAGUUCAAGUACUUGAAGAACUUACUCUUGGUCCAUGGUGCCUGGAAUUACAGCAGAAUUGCUAAAUGCAUCCUAUACUGCUUCUACAAGAAUAUCGUACUUUAUAUUAUUGAGAUAUGGUUUGCAUUUGUUAAUGGAUUUUCUGGACAAAUACUAUUUGAAAGAUGGUGCAUAGGACUUUACAAUGUGAUGUUUACAGCUAUGCCCCCACUGACACUUGGAAUAUUUGAGAGAUCCUGUCGCAAAGAAAAUAUGUUAAAAUACCCAGAAUUGUACAAGACAUCUCAACAUGCCCUGGAUUUCAAUUCAAAGGUUUUCUGGGUUCAUUGUUUAAAUGGCCUCUUCCACUCAGUAAUUCUAUUUUGGUUUCCAUUAAAAGCCAUCCAGUAUGAUACUGUAUUUGCCAGUGGUAAAACUUCAGACUACUUGCUUUUGGGAAACACGGUAUAUACAUUUGUGGUAAUAACUGUGUGUUUAAAAGCUGGAUUAGAGACCUCAUAUUGGACUUGGUUUAGCCACAUAGCUAUAUGGGGCAGCAUUGCACUGUGGGUAGUAUUUUUUGGAAUCUACUCUUCCUUGUGGCCUCUAAUUCCUAUGGCACCUGAUAUGUCUGGAGAGGCUGCUAUGUUGUUCAGUUCUGGUGUUUUCUGGAUGGGCUUACUAAGCAUUCCAAUGACAGCUUUGAUAUUCGAUGUAGUAUAUAAAAUAGUGAAGAGAGCCGCAUUUAAAACAUUGGUAGAUGAAGUUCAGGAGUUAGAAGCAAAAUCUCAAGAUCCAGGAGCUGUUGUUCAUGGGAAAAGCUUAACUGAACGAGCUCAGCUACUGAAAAAUGUCUUUAAGAAAAACCAUGUCAGCCUGUACCACUCUGAGUCUCUGCAACAAAACUUGCUUCAUGGUUAUGCCUUCUCUCAAGAUGAAAAUGGGAUUGUUUCACAGUCUGAAGUAAUACGAGCCUACGAUACUACAAAGCAAAGACCUGACGAGUGGUGAAGGAGAACAAUGUCACUGAGCUCUCAUAUUUGCCAUAGUAUGGCAAACUAAUAUAUAUUUUCUGGGUCUGCUAACAAGGUCCAGUAACAGAAAUUAGAAGAUGUGUGUUGUUAAUCUUAUUCCUUGAAGUUUGAGUUCACAUACUGAGUAGACAUAAGCACUGUGCAACUAUACUGUAAUACACCAUCUCUAAAAUUUUUAACAAGUGUUACUUGGAUUUUGUAAGCAGAGAUUGAAAUUUUCCUUCAGUCUUUGCAGACUACUUACUUACACUGAAGCUGAAUACGUACCGUUCCUAUAUAUAGAGAGGGAACAUACUGAACAGUCAGAUUAUACAUUAUAGCAUACAUUGACAACCAUAGCGUUUGCAAAGGUUUGCAAAUGGGGAAUAAUUUAAAGUAACUAGCCUUUGAUUUCAACAAGUGCUAAAAUCAAUUUUUAGAUAUGUGAUGAAGUAAGAUUUCAAAGCAAGACAUUUAUAGUUAAAUGUGUCAAACUAGCCUAAAAAGUUUGCCAAAGAAUUUCCAUAUUUUCAUUUUAGUAAUCAUUAGUAGAAAAAUGUUAAAGGAUAGCAAUGUCAAGUGUGAUAUCAGAAUUGCAUGCUUGAUACUCUGUACUUGAAAAGUUUUACAAUAAUGUGAAUUUGAUACUGUUUGCUUUGUAUUGCAUUUAUUUUUUAAAUCUGUGAUCAUUUUCACCUUUGGCCUUAUACAAGCCUUUCUCUUAUUCAUGUUCAUUUAAUGGAAAUGUAUCCAUUUAACACAGCAGCCAUUUUCUAUGUAAGGGGCAUUUGUCUUUGAAUUAUAGAUAAAUACUGGUC